GCUAAGUAUUUUUCUCCUGCCCACCUGCUCGCAUAUGCCAUAGAUGUCUUUAAAUUUCCAGCCAUCUCAUGAAUACAGACCCUUGCUGCAGCUGAUGGUGAUUGCAGUUCGCUAAGGAUCGUGAAGAACGGAAAACACCCAGAGAGCACACCCGGCGCCCGGAUUUGAAUCGGGGCCACCUCCAGUCCUCGGCCUAGAAUACCAUCAUCGUAACCACUAGGCCACGGGAGCUGAUGAGUCAUCGUGAUAUAUCAUGAUCUGCAGGACAUAGGCUUUUAGCAUUAAGUAUCAAUAAGAUAUGCUUGUUCUCGUCCACGGCACCAACUCUGACACGCAGCACCUUGAAAGUAAUAUCUUCUGGUAGUGAACAUUGUGGCGCAGUGAUUGCUGGUGCACUGCAGCUUGUCAGUAAACGCACUAACACGAUGAGCUGUAUUAGAUGUUACGUCACCAAGUCUGGUAAGUGCUUCGUCUCUAUACAGCAUUCCGGGGUAAGUAAUCAGACAGCGCUUUGCUAUUCUUCCAGGACAGCUUUAGUUUUAUUUUAGUUUUAUUCCACGCUCUACUGCUUUACUUUUUUUUUUUUUUCUUUUGCAGUCAUGCUGUGCUCUUGCUUCUGGCUCAAAGUCACUCCUGUACAAAAUUUUCCUAAUAAACGAUUCCAAACAAACGUCUCUGACGUAGUUAUCCUAUCACAUUACAUCACUAAUACUUUCACUCGUGGAAACCAUUGCGCGAUAGCUUUUAGUGCUGAACAUCAUUUUCAGAGCCUCUGACUCCAAUGUGCGUAAUGCUGUGUUGGGCCGCAUACCCACAUGCGGGCAAUGUCUUCGGUAUAACGCGAACGCGGAGCGGUAAACCCUUGCCGCGAGCGAUUAUAUGUCAAAGGGUCCAACGAGCAGGAGGUUCCAACGCUGGAUCCUUUAGCUCUUUGAAAACUUCUUCACGCGUUCCCCUGUACUUUGCGGGAAAGAUUAAUACCGCAAUCGCCGCCGGCGAUGAAAUUCCCCGCCCAUUAUCCUGAAAUAAAGUUGUUUUUGUUAAUACCGCAAUAAACAGAUGGCCGAGAAACAUUGCGCGCGUGCGGUUGGGGACUAUACUAUGCAUCGGUUGUGUGCACAUCACUGCGAACGGAAAGCGCGGAUACGCACGGAGCCGUAAAUCAAAAUGAAUGGUAGCAUUCGUGUGUGUUAUUCAUACCUGGCUGAAUGUCAUUAAAUUACAAGGAAUGUAAUUGAGGAAUGCCAUUGCUCAGCCAUUACUGCCAGCCCGCCUAAUGGCCACGAUAUGCUUAUACUCGUUUUAAUGCAGCUACUUUUAACUGCUCCACCACGUCAUAAUUUUUUGCGCAUUAUGUUCCUGUGUAUGUUAGUUGCUGUGCCCCCCCCCCCCCCCGCCCCAACUGAGGAUGUUUGUCUCAGCUUACUUCUAUGGAGUUCUCCGUCAGCAGUUAGUCAGAGCUGGGGUAGCAAUACUUCCAGCGAGUUUCCUCGCGGGUCGGUGAAAUGACGAUUCGAUGAUAACGCGCUCCGCUUAGAACCGUGGCCCGUCGUCAUACUGUCUUUGAUAUCUUGCCGGACAUUCGUGUCACAAUCUGAAAAGCGGACGUCAACGGCCGACAACGCUUCGUCGUAUGCCUGACGGGGCCGCUUUCGACUUCGUCGGAUUUCUGUCCGAACUUCGUACGGAUACCUGUUGCCCAGAACUUGAGAAGCUGCGGCACCCUCUUGUGGUGUGCAGCUGUGCGGUGUCCUCGGAUUGUCAGGGUCCGUAACCAACACAGGUGGGCAACCGGGCAUCGCUCUCCUUCCUCCUGACAGAUUUGCUGGCCUUGUAGCAUGCUAUGCACCGAUAGUAGCUGAUUGAAGGGUCUCUCGGAUGCUUUGAUUUGAACGAAAACUCCAGUACAGAAUUCGUCCAUCUCCUGCAUUGGUACUGAAUGAUGUCGUAGGUCCUAUUGUGGGAGGGCUACUACGUCGGGGCACUCCAGUUGGAAUUCAUACAGAAACGGUAGAUGCGCACAAGCCGACCACCACAACCAAAUUAAGCAGAAGGGCAGUGGUCGUAAGGUGUUUAGCCGAUGAAUCGUCUUCAAACAAUGAAGUCGACGCGUGUGACCUGCGUAGGUGGCAUGUCAGACAUUCGGGAGGAAAUAUUCCAAAGGGCAGAGGGGCCGACAUUCUGAAGAACUAUUGAACUCCAAAAGGUAUAGGCUCUCGCAUGGCCUGGCACUAACGAUGUCUAUCUCAUGAGGUACGAAACCUCUAAGUAAAUUUUGUUACGUUAUGUCGGAGCUCUCAACUUUACCAUUUAUUAUUGUUAUCUCCCGUUGGAUCCUUGUUCCCGUUGGAUCUUCCGUCUCUGCUUGGACCCAAGUUUAGGUUGGAUACUUGUUCACGGUGUCACGUGACCCGAUUGGAUCCUCCUCCUCGUUGGACCCUCGAGCCACAAGCGGCUGCGAGCUAGAGUAGAAGGUCGUGUAUCGCCCCUGGCGAUGGAACUUCCCACUCAUCAUUAUUUAAAUAAAGUUGUUGGUAUUGUCUUGCCGCAGGGUGGGAAAAAGCUGCUAUUCGUUGAUAGCGCAACGCACGAUUUUUAGCGGCAUGCUACACAUUUUCGACCAAUCGGACGCGGACCAGCGGAGACGGCAUGAAUGCACACGGCAUGCUGAAGGCGGUUCCGCACGUGCAUCUCUACCGCAUGUGGGUGCGGGCCCUUACGAGACGUUCGCAGGGAGAUAGGACAGAAAUGUCAAAUCACACGAACUCCUAAACAAUGCCCGCUUGUCGGGAUUUAAUUACUUAACUACUGAAAACGUAUGUUAUGGGAGUUAUGCACAGGCAAAAAGUAUCCGCUAUAUUAACAAUGGUUCAAGCUUGUCCAAGUAUUGACCGUCAUUUCCGAUGUCAAUAUCUCAGAUUACCUAAUUCCGUCGAAUAAAUAUUACGUGCGUUCCGUUUGCAAGCGAGUGUGUUUCUCACAGCACAAGGUGCCAGAGGUUCUACGCGAUUACCGCAUCGGUUGCCAUGCAAAGGUGUAUAAUCUAUCUGUCUUCUCAGAUACAGGCUACAGGGGCACAAGUAAAACGUUAACGACUCUGAGUUCUACGAUGCUAUCAGCCAUCACCGGAGUAAGGCCGCAUACAGCCAUUACGGACAACGUCAAGACAAUCAGUGUGCCCUACAGAACGAUACGCCCACGUCCACGGAAUAUUCUGGUGUGCGUGAUCGGAGACCCAAGUCUGACCACCGACACUGUAGUUCCACCCGCGGGCCUGUGUACUUUCUACUUCUACCGUCCAGUGGAGACGCCUACACCGUUUGCCCAAAUCUCCCUUGGAUGGCAAUGGAUUCUGAACCUCGCCAGCGACCACUCUGCUGCCAGCAAGUAUGGAAUUGAUAUCAGUGAAAGGCAUGUCAAUCUUUGGAACACACAUCUCUUGAACCAGGCGGACAGGAAUGAAAUUAGCACACACAAGUCAUCCGGAGUUGUCAGCUACUCAGUUUUUGACACGAUGCUUGCAUGCGAUCGAACGCAUGAUGCCACAACGGACAUCAUCAAAGUCCUCAAGACCUUGCACGGCAUACCAGGCUCGCCCUCCCCCCAAGCAGGCCAAGAUACCCUCGACGUUAUAAUGAUAGGUGUUUCACCAUUACGUUCUGCUGUAAAGACGUGUGGUCAGUUUUUGAGGGACCACGUUCUUCGGCUCGUCAGAAAACUGAAUCCGUACGCCGUAUUGUUUAGAAGUACAUACAUGGCACCACCGGUUUGCAUCCAACCAGCCUGCACGCCUAUCUGCAAGCUCCCUGGGAUGUCGAUCUGGAACGGUAGCGUGAUCGAUGACCAGCCAUCUAUGGUGGACGCACUGGAAUUCAAGGGUAACGUCUCCUUGCCGUCAAGUACGCUACCUAUGCUGUCAUUCAGCCCACGAGGGCGCAUGAUACGGAAGCCAAAAUGCUACCCAUGUGACUGGAGUGAAGGCGAACGCAACAUACCCCAGUGCACGCAAGCCUACAGCGUGAGAACUGCUGCAUAUUUUCAGGGUCUGUCUGAUGUCUGACGUAUGGCUCACCAUACUGUACGCAUCUCUUCAGCGUCUAGAAGCCGCCUUCCCAAAACCUCUUUCAGGGAAGUUUUGACAGUCCUUACUAGUCGCUCGUAGAAGCCGCCCCACCAUGGGUCCCGUUCAACGAUGAACUUCCAUUCGAUCUUACAAGCAGAGAAAUGAUCGCUGACCUCUGGAUCCCUUAGGCCGUGCCACUGGCCCAUCAGUUCACGUUUGCUUCGUUUAAAUGUCAGAAAGUUGUGCGAACAGAUGACCCUACAAAGUCCUCUUCGAAAGACGAAUCUCUGUAACGCCUGAAGGAAAGCCCUGGUCGACAUAUAGCUGUUUAACUCCAGGUGCAGCGCUCUCGUAACUGUACAGACGAAUAACACAAUGUAACACUUGCCGACGUCUUCGUCCACUUUGACGAUCAGAAGUCCCGCAAAGUCGAUUCCCACGACUUCGAAUGGCUGCGACUUCGUUAUCCUGUCCGCUGGUAAAGGGGCCGUCGUCUGGUCAGCUGCCUUAGCCUGGAGCCGUUUACAGGUGAUGCACUGGUGGAUCACGCCCUUAACCAGUUGGCGCGCCCGUAUAAGCCAAAAUUGUUCACGUAUGUGGACCAUUGUGUCCCUUAGGCCGGAGUCACACUGGUUAUACACGUGCUCCAAACAUGUAUGGAGCAUGUAUAAUGCUGGUCACACUGGUUAUACAAUUCGUGUUUGACAACAUCGUUUGGUCUAAACGCGUGUAUGAUUAUACAUAGUCUCGAACAUAUGUUGUUCAAACAUCGGUCACAGUGGUUAUACAACUUGACUGCAGGAACAGUGCGAGUGGCUUAAACCGUGAUGUAUGGCACACGUCAGUGUCACAGUAACCAACCGAGGAGUUUAUAUAGCUUCCAUUCGCGAACAUCGCUAUUCAAAAUGUACGAAGAAGAGGAAGACGGGGCUGCACUUGCUGAUUUUCGAUUGUUUCAUGCUCCAUGUGCGCAGGCAAAGAGGUCGCCAUUUUGGACGUACGUGCAACACAAUGUCACGAACACUGACUUACAACUUAGUCGUGUAAAAUAACUCACGCGCAUCACGAUGUUGUUGACACUGACUCGUGCGAACGAAAACUGUCGUGGCGAAUACGUCCGUUUAUCCAACUUUUCCAUCACCGUUUUUCGGCAGUGCACAAAUACAUCGUCGUGUGUUUGACAACAUGUUGUCAAACAUAGUCAGAGUGCUUGCUUGUAUGACGGCACGGUCACACUGGUUAUACACACGUGUUUUAAAACAUGUUUUGCCGGUGUAUAAGCAGUGUGACCAGCACUGUAGGAUCAUACAUGUUUAAGGGAUGUUUGUUAUACACGUUCGUCAUACAUGUAUGACGGGAUGUUCGUGUAUAAUGUAUAACCAGUGUGACUCCAGCCUUACACCGGCAUGCAGCAAGCGGUGGUUCACCUGCAUGACAAGCAGCUUGGUGUAGUGGUGGCUUCCCGGUUAGAGUAGAGGGUGUCGUUCGUUACACGUCCUGAAAUGAAGUCGCCCACCUAUACGAAGAAGCCCGUCACUGUUGAGAAAUGGCGCCAGAUCCCUGAGAGGAGACUCAUUCGGUAGCUUUACGUUCGUAUUUAUAUUACUCAUUUCACGAUGAAACGUCAUGUGUUGUAUUCUCUUGACCCAGUAGGCCUCUGCCGCUUCUAUUUCGUCCGUGGAAAGCGGACCGUUCCUUUUCUCUGAACUCCGGAGGUUGUGCGCAAACCGCAUGAUCCAUGCUGUAGUCCUGUGAAGUGCUACCGCCGAGCUGAACGUGCUUGACUCCAAAAGAACGGGCACCGUUGAUGUAACUGCGCUCAGCACCUCAGUUCUCCGUUCUUCGCGCUCUUCGCCGGAAAACCGUGUUGGCGAUUGCUCUACUGGCCAUCGGUUAUCUCCGUAAACCAGUCACCUUGGGCCCUUCCACCAAAGUUCGUUCUCCACUAGGCUUUUGGCCGUGAUUCCUCUGGUCAUGAGGUCUGCUGGGUUUUCCUUAGGACAAUAGUGCCAAGGCUGAGACGAACCAUUUUCUUGAAUUUCGACCACUCUAUUUUGUACGAAAGGUUUCCACCUGGUUGCGUUCCCCUGGAUCCAGUAGAGCGCUAUCAUACUGUCGCUCCAGAAUUGAAUUUCGUCGGUCUCCAACGUGAGAUGGCUGGAAAUGUACUAAAACAGCCUCGAUGCGAUGAGGCACGCCAUGAGUUCGAGCCUGGGUAAUGUGAGCUUCUUCAACGGUGCAACCCUCGCUUUGCCAGAAGUUACGAAGUGGUUGCUUCACGCGUUGCAUUUUUGACGCAAAUGUAUGCAGCUGCACUAUACGCUAAGGGACUGGCGUCCGCGAAGAUAUGCAGCAUCCGGCUGACAACGUUGCCAUCCAGGCCGUGCUCAUAGAAUCGUGGAACUUGUAUCAUCUCUAGGAGCGGUAAACCCUCGCACCACUCGUGCCAUUUCUGCUUUAUGUCGUUCGGUAGAGCAUCAUCCCAGUUGAGCUUGAGCUCCCACGUCCGUUGAAACCAAAUCUUUGCCUUCACAAGGAAAGGUGAAAGGAACACCAUCGGGUCGUAAAGUAUGGCCGUUGUUUGAAGAAGGAACCGCUUUGUAUCCUUCAGCUGCUGUGCGAAUUGGAGCACAUCGUGUGAUAGGAGCAUCAACGCAUCCACUGUUGGAUUCCACGUCAGACCAAGCACCUUGAGGACCCCAGUGACUUCACCCAAUGGCGCAGCUCCCGUCACCUCAGAUUGAGAACGGCCUCUCAUGAGACUGCUGUUAGACGCCCACUUGUGGAGUUUCAUGGACGCUGCUCGGAAGAUGUCGUUGGAUUUUCGGUAAAUCUUGUCGGUUGACUCAUCCGAUGCUCCAACUAGGAGGUCGUCGACGUAGAGAGAUGUCCUGAGCAGCCUGCAGGUGCUGGGGUACUUUGCUUCCAUAGUCUCGAAGUGGUGUUGGAGAGUGGCUGCUAGUAAGAAAGGGAGAAACGUUACGAUGUCCGGCAAAGGAUGACCAGGUGUAAGAGUUUCCAGCAGCCAGAGGAAACGGAGCGCGUCCCUGUCGUUGACGCUAAUCUGUAGGAACGCCUUUUCAAUAUCGGCCACUAACGCUGCCCGAUACUUCCGGAAAUUUAGCAAUAAGACCAAACAGCGACAGCGACCGGUACGACAGCGUGAAUGCCGGCCUCCACCUGCGGCACUUCUCUGGCGGCAACCGGCAUUCACGCUGUCGUACCGGUCGCGGUACUGUCGCCCACUCAGCAACUCAACACAAUCAGCAACAAACAGCUCUCAACAACGAUCACUCAACACACUCCCUCAGCAACAAGCAACGCAGCAACUCAACCCCACACAACGCAAUCAAGCACCCAACCACUCAGCACUCACAACUCAUCUCUGGAACCCGCCCGGAUCCAGCGCCCUUGUUCCCGCCAUCCCGCUGCUGCAUCAACAGCCACAAUCGCAAGCCGUAGCUCCAAUCGUCCACCAUCCACGAGUCGUCCUCAUUCUCCUCUUCAUGGUAUCGACGCGGACCUCAACCGCACACACCGCUCCGCGUCUGAGGGGGGGAGUGAUGUGGCGGCCCGUGGAAGACGACGACGACGCGCCUCUGCUGCCACGCGCUACGGCGCUGGCACGGCAGUUCUACCGGCACCGUCCUAGUGUGAGGCCACGUCCAUCUGCCCGCAGGGACAUUCCAUCAUCGCCGGUCAGGACUCAUGUAGAGGAACACCACCUCCUCUACAACUUCUAUCAUAAUUCGUCCGCUACCGCAGAAAUGCUCUGGACAGCAGCUUGUUGUACAGCCUUGCAGCUGGUUUCGACGAGCUAGUCGCGCACACCUGAUAAUGAGCACACCUGAGAGUGAUGUAGUAGCCUUCGCACCCUCCUUUCUCCACUAGCCGUUCAGAAGACUACAAAAUGCUCGGAAUAUCUAAGCAUCCACUGCACCUCUCGCUAGAACGAUAAAUUUGUCGAGCGGUAUAUUCUUACCCUUUUCCGACACCCGUACAGCGAAGGUAGACGAAACCCGAAGAACAGCGCUAUGGUGUUGAGAACCAGGCAUUAGUCUUCUCACUUCUUGGACGGGAACCCUUACUGAUGUGGGCACAAUCCUCCCGUAUCCAUUCGCGUUUCUGGAACAAUCCACCCUUGCAGAAGCUUCUUCUUGCGUUGAAGAAUGUUAACUCUUCUUUGUCAGGGCUUUUUCGCCACCAAGCCGUUCCAAUAGGUUCUGCAAGUAGGUCAUACCCUUCAGGGCAGCCCCUCAAUCUCCCCUUUAUCUCAGCCUCUGACGUAACCUAACGCGGCACAUGACUGGCGGAACCCCAGCACAACAAACUGGACGCGGAGAGCCCACGUGGGUCGGCUCACGUGGCAAAGAAGCAACGAAGUAACCGCAACCACAACAUCAGGCACGUUGGUUACUUCGCGCCGACCGGUGAGUGGAGGAACGCUGCCCAUGUGAUUUCUCCGUCCCCUCUAGCGCAAAGGUUCACUUGCACAGCAUAUUUCCACUGUUAUGACCACUGCUCCACCUCAUCCGCAACAAAAGGAGACCUCGUAUGACUCUGGGUGUUCCUCCGUUUGGCUAGUGACUCUAGUUUGGCAAUGUAUUGUGCCCUUGUUUGCAAAAAUAUGACGUUUCACGUAACGAAAGAAAAAUCGUAUGGAAAAAUGACCGUACCCUUUGGUGCACGGCCAAAUGCGUAUGAAAUGAGAUAGCAUUACGAAGGACAAGGUCUCCAGAAGCGGAAGAAGCAAACUUUCCCUAUUUUUAGCAGGUCGGCAGCACUCUUCGGAAGCUAUACGAUAAGGGAAGCUCUAAAAUCAGAGAUCAACAGCGACUUCAAAGGAAUCAGGUGAUUCACUUAUUGUGUUUUCAAUAACGAUUCCUCUUCGUCUGGGUGCCGUUCAAUUCAGGCGACGCAGAGAAUGGGCAGUCAAUACUGUUGUGGGAGAUGUAUUCCAUGCAGCACACACAUAUCUCAUGAACACAGAGUCUCUCCUUGUGCCGUUGCGUGUGGUUGGUCCACAUACCCAUCACACAUGCACACUCAUCCACACUACAUUCCCCUGUGUCCGUGUCCUGUGCCGCACGGCGCAUACGCUGGGCUUCUGCGCGCCGACGUUUACGUUUGACUUCGGCAAGUGUGCGUAUGGCGGGUCGGUUCGGCAGUAGGCUGAGGCGGGAAACGAAUAGUUAUACGGAAGUAAUGCGAGGUUCAGUAUGAUUUAGUACUGAUGUAGCGUCACAGGUAUUUCGGUCUUCGACAGCAACGGUAGCACGAUUUGCCGCACGCCGUUUACUGGCCCUCUCGGCGGCGCGUGUCGGCAGACUCUGUGCCGAAUCAUUCCAUUCUCUUAGGAAGCGAAAAUAAAGAACACCCGACGUAGAAGUCGACUUGUUGUCGCAAAUUUUGAUGCAACAGCUCACACAACCUGUCUUAUUACACAUUCUUGCACAAAAAACGAGGAAACUACAAGGCGGUGAAUGCAUACAAGCACAGAUCAAGCGAACUUAUACCCAGUGACACAAGACGGGCGCUCAGUGUUGCUUGCGACACGUCCUUCAUGCGGCGGUUCAGAGCCGCUGCUCCUCACAUUUCAAAAAUUUUUGCAAGGCCUGCGCCCUUUUCAGCCGAGAUAUUCCAUAACUACGUUUUCUUAUCGGUCAAUAAUUGUAAAAGUAACAGAAGCCAGCAACCAAAUUUCUUCCGAAGUCUAAAAUAACUGUGAUAUUUAAAGGUUGGGAUUGAAAUACGAUAUCAAACCACAGACCAGUCGUUUCGAAAGAUCGCUAGAAGAUAAUGAGGCCUGUGCACAUGACGUCACGCGCAGUCUUGGGCCCACAGGACAUGGGAAAAUAUGGGGAUGCGUCACAAGCGUAUUAUGCGUGCCGAAUGAGGCAGCAGGGUGUGUUAUUACAAUUCCCUCUCGUAACUCACGGCAUCCCCCUACUCUGACUCCGGUGUGGCAAAAUGGUUUCCAAUGUCACGUGACCACACAUUACGUCCCUGCACAAGCCUCAUUCGCUCACGACUACUCUCCUUCUUAUCAAACUUACGUGCCGCAGCAGUUGGGUUUCACUUGCGCUUUUGCAUGCAAAUCAUAUUAUCAUUCCAAAUAUUGAGCGUCA
Molecule: messenger RNA, 10191 nt
Organism: Ornithodoros turicata
Lineage: Eukaryota; Metazoa; Arthropoda; Arachnida; Ixodida; Argasidae
Exons: 10
Coding region: 3110-4060 (316 amino acids)
Source: RefSeq, a predicted model, not a curated record